CCAGAAUAGAUUGCUUUUACAAGGAAUACGAACUUGCCUUGUUCUCUCGCUACGAACAUUUAAAGUUGUGUUGGCGUCAUUUAUCAAACUCAAAAUCAUUCUCAGUGCUGUUAAAACGCGACAAAAUGAGCGGUGAAGAUUUAUUAACAAAAUUCGAUGACUUGGUGAAGAGAUUUAGGAACGAAUUCAACGAUAUUAUUGAAGGGGAGCGAGCCAAAAUGAAGGCGGAACUAGACGCUUACAACGCAGAGAAGCAAAGAAUGAAAGCCGUCGAAGUCAGCGACAACGAUAUCAUACACCUCAACGUUGGUGGUCACAAACUAACCAACCUAAUCUUUGUCAAGUAGAAAAUUCGCUCCUCGCCUCAAUGUUCAGUGGACGUUGGGAGGACAGUCUGGAGCGCGAUCAAGAUGGCGCCAUAUUUUUCGAUUUCAAUCCCCAGUAUUUCCUUGUUAUCCUAGAUUACCUGCGCGCGAAGAAAAUUGCCACACCGGAGAAUCCCGCGCCAUUCCCGAAAGUCGCCGAAGACCAAGCAAAAAAUUUUAAUAAUCUCCUGGAAUACCUCGGUUUAAGCGAUGAAAUCGUUCCCGCUGAAAAAGUGCCUAGUGAGAAAUUCAAUCAACACAGCAGCAAUGUAGUUACUCUCCAGGAAGGCGGGACAGUUGCAGUUCAUGGUCCAAAGAAAGGACAUAGUUAUGUUCUGGGAGAAAAUAUUUACCAACAAGGCAUUGUUCGUCUUAAGAUGAACUUGGAGUCGUUUAAAGAUAAUUAUUGGAUGUUUGUUGGCAUCGUGAAAGCGGAUGUUGUACCACCGAAUAACAAUUCAUAUUCAUGGCCUGGUUCAUAUGGAUGGAUACUCGGGCAGUAUGGUCAAGUAUGCAAAGACGGGUCAUGUACGAUUGAUAAUGCUUUAAAAAAUCUCACUAAACAAGGCGACACGGUUGAGUUAGUCUUAGAUUGCGAUGCUGCCAAGCUGUCACUACAUUUGCCCACUGGUCAACAAUUUCACAUCGAAAUACCCAAGUCACAAACCUGGAGACUAAAUGUCGAUUUGUUUUAUGCAAAUGAAAAACUACGCAUCAUCGAUGACAAUGUAUAGUGAAAUGAAAAACUUUAUUGUCUUUGUAAACCUAAACGAUCUUUGUCAGUGUAGGUAGUGGCAAUAAUAAGAAAGUGUCAGAUUGGUAGGGAUACAACUACCUGAAAAAUACAAGGAGAACAUCGAGGUUUCGAGCGAAGACCGUUCGUCUUGUAUUUUCAGGUAGUUGUAUCAAUGUGAAGCUUUCUUUGUGAACCUAACUUCUUACCCACAAGAACUACUCAAUAACAAUACGACAGUAGAUAUAGUCAAAUUAAACACUUCAUCUAAAUUUGUAAAAUACACCAUGAGUGGCGGAACAUGGUGCUAGGGGGUUUAUAGGCUCCAAAGUUAAAAGUAGAGGGCUAAGCCCCCCCCCCCCAAAAAAAACAAAAAAAAAAACCGAAUGAGAUUUAAAAUUGAUAUAAAAAAUUGGGAAAAUUUCGAGAAAUUUUUGAAUUCAGGAAAGAUGAAAAUAUCAUCAGUGAACAAUUCAGGAAAUAUUAAAAAUAUCAGGUCGGAAAGUAUGUUAGGUCCGGAAUAUUUUUUGCACCUUCCACCUCCAAAUAAAAACUGUUUCGCUUGUCAAAUCUGAAUCUCUCUAAUAACACUGUCAGACUGGUUAUAGAUCCAUCAAUUGUUAAAUGGAAUACAAAACUGUUUGACGGAAAAAUUUAGAUCAAAUCAACAUGAGGUCCAUUUUGAUCAGACGUCCGAAAACUUGGGCCAGAUCUUGCUUGAAAUUAUAACUUGUUAUAGGAUGCAAGACUCUCCCCUUGACGAGUAAAUUCAUCUGGCAUUAGACAGAGUAAAAUACUAAAGUAGGGCGCAUUUUGGCGCAUUGCAGCUUAAUGGGUUAUAAGUGAGAGAGAAAUUCUGCCCAGCAUGGUUGAUCUGACCAUUUCAAAUGGAAAGCGUGCUUUGUGUCUUUUUUGUAAAUAUAUCCAGUCCUUGCAAUAUGAUUAUGAACUUUAGCUAAAUUGAGGACUUUAUGUAAAUUUGUAUGCGGCGUAUAACAAAGUACGCAUUAUCAAAGUUGAGUUAUAGAAUUAUAGUGGCAUGCAGUCAUUGUUUGUUUUAUUAGGUUAACUAGUGCAUGUAGUGAUUAAGAAUCAAGUAAUAACAAAUAUAUGGACAAAAUAUUUAGAUUUAUAUACCAGUAAAAUAUCGUGUUAGUUAUCAUAGGUAGUAAAGUAUUUCAUAUUGAUGUUUAAUAAAAGUAUUUGUUUAAAACAGGCUCUCAUGAAAGUUUCUGAAUUUCUUUAGUUUUCC
Messenger RNA from Paramuricea clavata, 2350 nucleotides. NCBI's taxonomy places the organism in Eukaryota, Metazoa, Cnidaria, Anthozoa, Malacalcyonacea, Plexauridae. The record is from the annotation of a GenBank genome assembly.